AUGUCCUCAAUCCCGCUCUACAUCGCCGUAACGCACGGCGACGGCGUCUUCAAACAUUGGGGCCUCUUCAUCGACGACAAAAACCAGACAGACAAAAUCGUCCUCCAAGUAAAAGGCUCAGACGGCAGAUUCCGCUACGAAGCCGAAACAAAAGACGCUCGAAAUUCGCCUGACCUCAUCCAAUUGAUUUACCUCUGCAACGUGGACCUGCCGAAGGCUAAUUCCAUCAAGGCCAUCGCGGGCCGAGUCGAGGUGCACAAUGAUAUUUCGGGCUGGAAUUGUCAGGACUAUGUACUUGAUCUGAUGGACGAGUUAGAGGAGAAGGGCGUUCUGGAUGGGCUGGAUGCUAGGUAUAGGACGCAGAUGGAUUAUAUCAGGGGAAUGCAGGAAGGGUUGGCUUGA
Molecule: messenger RNA, 402 nt
Organism: Penicillium verhagenii
Lineage: Eukaryota; Fungi; Ascomycota; Eurotiomycetes; Eurotiales; Aspergillaceae
Exons: 1
Coding region: 1-402 (133 amino acids)
Source: RefSeq, a predicted model, not a curated record